CGGGGACGAUUCGUGCAGUAGCAUGCCGCCUUUCGUAACGUAAACGUUGAGUGAGUUUUCGUCAUUUCCACCGUACUACAAAACCUUGGUACUCGUUUUUCUAUCUGAAUUUUCAACUCUAUCCAAUAUCAGUGAUCGAAAAUCCAGGAACGUGAUCUGCCGUUGUGAAAGAACAACUAAAGGUCGUCGAUAAUUAACAGUCGAGCUGCAACCCAGAUGCAUUAGCGUUGCCCAACGACCAGGAAGUCGCGACGCCGAUGACAAUGCUAGGCUCAGAACAACGGCAGUGAAAGAUGGUGGACAAGGAAGAGUUGAGUAUAACGAAGGCGAAGGCCCCAUCACCGCUAAAUCUCAGCGAAGCGAUCGAGGACGAAGUACUGAACCAAAAGACUGCUAGAAUCCUUAAGAAUGAUCUUCUCCUACACGAAGCUGUGAUAAAGAAUGAAGCGGACACUGUACGUAAAGUGCUUAAGGAAACUGUCGACGUAGACUCCAGAAAUAAUUAUGGUCGUGCUCCGAUUCAUUGGGCAGCGUCUAGAGGCAAUACCGAAAUUAUCGAAAUGUUGAUACAAGCCAAAUGUGAUAUUGAGGCAAGAGAUAAGUAUGGAAUGCGUCCCUUACAUAUGGCCGCUCAACACGGACACCAAGACGCGGUGAAGAUGUUGAUAAAUGCUGGAGCAAACGUAUCCGCGGUCAACAAGAAACAAUACACCCUCUUAAUGUGUGGUGCUCGCGGCAGCAACGUAGGCGUAGUAGAGUAUCUCGCGGAAGCUGUGGAAUCGUUAAAUGGUGAGGCCACCGACUGCACUGGCGCGACUGCACUUCACCACGCAGCCAUCGCCGGACAUCCCGCGGUGAUUACCGCACUCGCUAACAUUCCGCGGAUCGUACUUGAUGCCACAGACAAGAAGGGACAAACAUCGAUGCACUAUGCUUGCGCCGAGGAACACUUGGAAGCGGUUGAAGUCCUUAUAGGAUUAGGUGCGAACGUAGACGCCCAGGAUAACGACGGAAAUACCCCACUUCAUGUAGCUACCAGAACGAGGCACACAGGAAUAGCGCAAUUAUUAUUAAGAGCUGGAGCGAAUAUAGAGUUAACUGAUGCGGAAGGUUUCACACCUCUUCACGUUGCCGCGAGCCAAGGAUGCAAAGGAAUACUCGACUCGAUGAUUCAGCACGGCGCCGAUCUUAACAAGCAGUGCAAGAACGGUAACACAUCAUUGCAUUUGGCUUGCCAAAACAACGAAGUAGAAACGGUAGAAAUAUUGAUUAACAAAGGCGUUGAUCUCAAUUGCUUAAAUCUGAGACUUCAAUCACCCAUACAUAUUGCGGCCGAAAUGGGUCACACAGAUAUUUGUGAAUUGCUUCUUGCAGCAGGUGCGAAUAUCGAGCAAAAAGAACAGAGCGGCCGGACGCCACUUUACAUUGCGGCGAGGGGCAGUUUCACGGCUAUCGUGGACAUGAUCAUCAAAACCGCGAGAUUGGAUUAUCCAACCCCGGAGAUCUCGAAUUCUGACAAGGAAGUUCGAGAAUUAACACCAGCGCGAAGACGAUGGAGAGAAGGAUCGCGCGGCGGCAGUAUUUCCAGCAACAACGGUCGUUUCUCCGAACAAAUUCGAUCUAUUCUCUGGAAGCUGGCCUAUAAACAAUUGGCACCUGGUGAUUGGAAAAAAUUAGCUCUUCACUGGGCCUUCACUCCCGAACAGAUCAAAGCUAUCGAGCAUCAGUACACGGCACCAAUUGUAGGUCCCUCAAGCUACAAGGAACACGGAUUUCGGAUGUUAAUGAUCUGGGCCUCCGGAUUAAAUCCCGAUGUAUCAUUGGCGAAAGAACUUUGCGACGCUUUAUCAGCGGUGGACAAGAAGACAAUAGCUGAUUCUGUUCGCAAGCAAAUAGAGCAGGGAAACAACAGCAAGGCGAAAUCGAAAGGACAACGAUGUCAUAAAUGUUCCAUUGCAUGAAUAUCUACGAGCGUCAAGUUCAUCUGAUCUCAUCCAUAUGUUUCACUCGCACACAUAAAAAUGUAAUGGACACAGUAACUUAUGUCUCAUAAUUAUUGAAAACGUUUUACAUUACAAAUAUCAGUUCUGAAGACAAACGCAAAAAUUGAGGACAAAGAUAACAACUCACAAUAUCAAAUACAUGAUAUCUUUUGAUAUUAAUCGUAGAUAAUGUUUAGUACAUUUCCGGAAUUUAAAUAACAAUUAUAAUUUUUAUGCAGACAAAUGAUCAUCAGAUAUAUAUUAUAUUUAAAUACUUGCUUUCUCUAUGUUGUAAUCUGAAUCCGAAAUAUGAAUCUGACAAAAUGUAUAUCAAUUAUACAUGGCCCUAAACCAAAAUUUAAGAAUCGAGAACCUAAUAACAUCAUCAUUUUGAGCUGUCCAUUAUUUUGAACGGAGUCAAUUCGCAGUCUGCUGAAAAAUUAUGCGAAUAAUCUCACUAAGUAAAAUUUACAAUAACGAGAAAAUCUGGAAAGAUAUAAAACUAAAUUCAUAGUAAAUCUACUUUUUAUAUAUAUUACAUUUUUAGACCAGAUAGUUUGCAUGAUCUUAGACAAAUCGCCUUUUAGAAAACUUGUCCACAAAUGGAAAAUACAAUAAAACUUGAUUAGAAUAAAAAAACUUAUAUAGGAGUUUAAUAAUAUUAUACAUACAAUGAUACUGGCAAAAAACUUCGGAAAAUAAUUGAAAAAAGAAUAAAACACGAAGGAUAUACGAUAUAUUCGAAAAAAAUCCUAAAAACUGUUACAGAAUUAUACAUAAGAAACCAAACCGUCCGGAAUAACUCUAAUUUCAAUAUAGAGAAUACGAGUUAUUCGCGAUCUUAUUUACUCUCACAAUAUUCUUUUAUAGACAAAUGUCGUAUGUCUCUGUUACUCUACAAAACCAAAGUACAGAUAAAAGAUAGUACAGAAGCCAUCGAAAAAAACCGUACAACUAAUCAAAGUAAAAAAGUAAGGAGUGUAGCAACUUUCUCGAAAAUAAUAAUGCAUAAAGCAAUUGUAUAAAAAUCACUUUUUCACGGCUUUCGAUGUGAUACAAAAUUAUUAGAGUAAGUGCUACAUUUCGAUAAAAAACACAUUUGAUAAAGAUUAUCGUACACUGUUCUCGAAAGAGAUAAUGCACAUAUCUAAAACAAACAAAUCUAAAUUUGAUUGACUGCAUUAGCGAUAAUAUUACAUCUAUCUUCAUUUUGUGACUUCAUUUUUAUAGCAUUUUGCGAAUUAGUCUUGAUAUAUUCACGACUAGGCAAAUUAAUUGUGAGAUGUCUGAAUUUUUAAACAAAAAGCAAGAAUCAUCUUUUCUAUCGUAUUUAACUUGUAUGAUUUUAUAAACUCAAACUAUAUCAUCAAAACAUAUACAGAAUUAUUAAGAUUAGGAGUAUUUUUUUAUAUUUUCGAUUUUUUCAUGAAAUAAUUAAUAACCGUUAUUAGCAGCAAAACAGAAUAACUGUAAUACGCGAAGAACAAUGUAUAUAAUAGAUAAGCCAAUUGCUUACCGCUUGAUAAAGAAAAUCAUGGAUUUCCGAUGCUGCUUGCUGAAAGUACGAUUUUACAAGAAUGUACGUAUCUCGUCUUGUGGUUUAAUAAAUCACUGUAUUCUCUA
Ooceraea biroi (clonal raider ant) is the source of this 3605-nucleotide messenger RNA. RefSeq names its product ankyrin repeat and death domain-containing protein 1A. Gene Ontology annotation, biological process: signal transduction. The record is from RefSeq and is a predicted model, not a curated record. Lineage: Eukaryota; Metazoa; Arthropoda; Insecta; Hymenoptera; Formicidae. Gene Ontology annotation, molecular function: protein binding.